AUGCCUUCAAUCUCGACAGUCCUGCUUGUCCAGCUGCUUGCUGCAAACGCCAUCUUGGCAGCACCAUUGAAUGGUAAGGCAACCCUCUUCCAACCCAGGGCACCAGUGGUGACAAUGCAAGCAGGAGCGAAUACUUACCUUCAUGCUGGCCCAGACUACGUCAACUACGCCGAGAAGAGGGACACUGCCGUCGAGGACGCAGCUGACUACCUCAACUACGCCGAGAAGAGAGAAGACGCUGCUGCCGACUAUCUCAACUAUGCCGAGAAGAGAGACGCCGUGGCAAAGGACGAAGCCGCCGAUUACAUCAACUACGGCGAAAAGAGGGAUGCCGUGGCCAAGGAUGAAGCCGCCGACUACCUGAACUACGCCGAGAAGAGGGACGACGCCGCCGCGGACUACCUCAACUACGCCGAGAAGAGAGAAGACGAUGCUGCCGACUAUCUCAACUAUGCCGAGAAGAGGGACGCCGUGGCAAAGGACGAAGCCGCCGAUUACAUCAACUACGGCGAAAAGAGGGAUGCCGUGGCCAAGGAUGAAGCCGCCGACUACCUCAACUACGCCGAGAAGAGGGACGCCGUGGCCAAAGAUAAUGUCAUGGCCAAAGAAGAGGCUGCGGACUACCUCAACUACGCCGAGUAG
Molecule: messenger RNA, 642 nt
Organism: Zymoseptoria tritici IPO323
Lineage: Eukaryota; Fungi; Ascomycota; Dothideomycetes; Mycosphaerellales; Mycosphaerellaceae
Exons: 1
Coding region: 1-642 (213 amino acids)
Source: RefSeq, a predicted model, not a curated record